GUCACGUCUCCCCGUCACAUCUUUGUCAGUGAACAAAAUGGCAACCUACUGUCUCACUGUAGCCCGGCUCCAGGUAAGAGACUAAAUUUUAUACUUUAAACCUUAUUUAUCAGCCAGUAAAAGAUGCCACCUGUCUCAUUCGGUUUUAUAACUCCAACGUAUAGAUAGUCUGACCGGAAUAGAUCGGAGAGAGGUGUUUUAUGAAUAAAAAUAACCGGUGAAGCUGUCACCGGCUCGCUGCUCAGGUCAUCGUGUCCUGACUGCGUGAUCGCAUCUAGAGAGAAACAGCGAGUUCAUCCCACGCUAAAUAAACUCAUCUAAUUCACCUGUUUACUAGAAUUAGUUGGCGAUACUGUUAACUCUUAAAUAACCGCAGAUAGUUGAGGUAUAGAAAUGUAGUUUGGUGAUAGAAAGCAAGGUUAACCACAAGGUUAGAGCUGCCAGCAGGCUCACAGGAGCGCCGCGUGUAAAAGAGACACAGCAUAUAUGUGAAAUUAUAGCAAAUAACACAGUUAAAGGACAUAUAGGGGGUUAUUAUAAGUCACUUUGAUGAAGAUUUUUCUAAAGGUGAAGGAUUUGGGUUUCAUGUCGUCUGUAACAACAGUGGGAUGUGAUGAUUUUUGUGUUAGCAGCUCAGAGAUAACGGAGCCUCCUAUCCCAAUGUGACCUCUGACUGAUGUCUGUUCAAGCUUUUUCUGCUUUUUACAACAUUUAGAUCACAUUUUACACAAAGACAAGAUAACGUAUAAGUCGUUUUUAAAUACUGAACAAAAUAAAAGAGUUGUGGCCUAGUUAGAUUGAGCUGGUCAAAGUCACAAUGCAAGUAAAGCAUGUAGGUGUUGGUGAGAAACACUACCAAAAAGAAGAGAUACAGAUAAAUAACUUACAUAGCCUGAGCUUCAAGCCUUCUUGAGCCUUAUUUAUUACAUUUAAUGUGUUUAUUAGCAUUUGACUAGCUCCUGAAUUGGUUGACAGCGACUACUUUGAGUGUGACAGUCACCUGUUGGAUGGUUGGAGCUUCAGCUGCUCACUGUCAGCUCUUUCUCUGAACAGAAGCUCAUCUUUGACACACUUUGUCAGGUCAAUGAAACCUUGAGUUAUAUCACAGUUUGUCUUCUUUGAUUAGUUAAUCAUUUAUCAAGUUUGAUAGUCUCCCGUGACUGACCUUUCACACAUAUUUCACUUUACAAUCAUACAAAUCUGCUUGUGUACAUACAGUCUGCCUACAGAGGUGCAAACACAGAGCUUAAUGGGUUAUGGAGGGGCAUCAUGUUCACCUGAUAUCACCCUGAUAUCUGACACUUAAGAGUUGACUUAAGUACAGCAGCACAUUCACCCUGUGACCUCCUAUCAUGUAUGCCAUUUUUGUCAAAGCAACUACAAACUCAAUCCUAUAAAUCUCUUUUUGAUAUGAAGAUAUUAACAAAAAAAAAUGAUUCAAAAAGAGUUUGAUCUUUUCGGAUGAAGUCUUAUCUUUUUGUUAGCAUUUUGUAUGUGAUUAAACGGCACCCACUUUACAACAGUGUGUAUUUGAUUUUGUCUGCGGCCCUGUCAUUAGACUCUCACUUGUUUGUUUUUCUUGCCUCCAGCUGGCUCUGGGCCAUGGCGUGCGGCGCCUGCAUGUAUCAGCUGCCUACAGAGCCAAGGCUAAAGUGUCUAUGAGCCGCUUUGAGCCCACGUCCUUUGUCAACUAUGAGAAGCUCCGAUCAAAUGUUGACAUUGUGCAAAAAAGGUAAGCGCUCUCCAAAACUAAUUUAUUUUUACUGUGUGUUCACACAAUGUUUCUGUUUGAGUGUGUUUGAUUCCAACAACUCUUUUCUUUUCCAGCAGGAAAUCUGUGCUUGAGUACUGUUUAUAAUGUUUAUCAGGAGGAUGUGUGUAUUAGGGGUGGGAGAAAAAAAUCAAUUCAUAUAAGUAUCGCAAUUUUUUGUUUUACAAUUUUUAAAUAUUUUUUUUUUGCUUAAAAAUCUUUUUUUUUUUUUUUCAAAUUUAAGAAAAAUCUUAAAAACUGACUUACAUGUGAUGUGUAUUUUUUGGGAAAUAUGGUUCCUGGAAUAGUCAGUAGACAAUCAUAAUCAUUCAACUGUUUCACUGGUGUUUAAAAUGCCGACUAAAAAUCGAGAAAAUCUACAAUGACGUAGAAUCGCAAUUUAAAUCGAAUUGGCAUCCAAAAAAUUUUAGAAUAAUCAAAUCGGGAGAAAAGCAUAUUAUCCCAGCUCUAGUGUGUAUACUACAAUUAUCAUUCAUAAUCCUGAGGAGCUGUGGUGGUGGUGUCUGUAGCUGCAGUGUUCUCUGUUUAUCUAACUAAUUAGUUAAUUUUAUGGGUGUGAGUCCUUGUGCAGUUAUGUGAAACUCUCUGUCCACAGUCCAUAGGUCAGACACCAUAAAGGGACCCAGUGACAUUUCUGUCUGUCUCCUCUGCUGUCUGUCUGUCAGCAAGAGACAUAAACAUAACGUGUCUUGAUCAGCUGCUAAGACCGAAAAGACUUGAGGAUUUGCCGACCUGUGAGUGAGGAGAGUCAGCUGUGAAGUGUCUGUGACAGGGGGUGGAGCAGAGACACAGGAAGUAGAGACAGGACUCCAGCUGCAAGAAAACCAAAUUUCCUGCAUGUUUUUGAAGAGAUUUAGGCAUUAAUAUUCGUUCUUUGGAGCAAAGCUGCUGAGAAAUAACAAAAUGAUUCAGUUUUGCUGCUUUGUUUACUCCACCAACCCUCUUUCUAUUCACUCUAUCUCUGUUGUUGAUUGACCACCACAGCUCUCUCGCUCACUCCCUCUCUUUGUGUUAUUUGUUCAUAGCAGCUUCUGGUUAAAAUAGGAGCAUAGAUCACUUGUUUUUACUAAGUACUUUUUAGAAUCUGCACUUUUUAGUGCUAUUUAAGGAAAAAAAAUAAGGGGAAUGUAUUGUUUUAAGGCAUUUUAUAUUAAAAAGUAUCAACGUGUCCAAAAUGUUGUCAGCAUUAGUGCUUACACAGGGCAGACGUGGCUGUGUGGAGGGUGCACAGAUCAACUCUUUUUGUCAUUACAGCUCUGUAAUGACUUCCAAGGUUUAGACUGGAAUAAACUUGUAAUUAUACAAUGACAUCACGAGGAGUCAAACACUGCCUGAAAUAACCUGUAAUUUAACAUUGUGGUGAGAUUUAAACAAACAACUUUUGAUUUACAAAGUCAAAGUCUUACAGACACUGGACUUUCUUCACUGCUCUACUUACCUUCAGACAUUUGGUGUCACUGAAUCUAAAAACUGUCAGCAGCCCAGAGUUGUUUUAGCUUCUUUGUUCUGUUCUAAUUUUAUCUUCUCGUGAGUGACCCCCUCUGAACAAACUGUGUUUUUUUAUUUCUGUCCAGACUCAACCGUCCACUCACCCUGUCCGAAAAGAUCGUGUACGGCCACCUCGAUGACCCCCACAACCAGGAUAUCGACCGUGGUCGCACUUACCUGCGACUCCGCCCCGACCGCGUCGCCAUGCAGGACGCCACAGCCCAGAUGGCGAUGCUCCAGUUCAUCAGCAGCGGCCUGCCGAAGGUAGCCGUUCCUUCCACCAUCCACUGUGAUCACUUGAUCGAGGCUCAGAUUGGAGGAGAGAAAGAUCUGGCCAGAGCAAAGGUGAGCAAUCUCACAUAAUGUCCCAAAAGUCAUGUUGUAAAGACCUAACAUGCUGAUACUAACACAUGUGGUUGGUCUCAGGAAAUCAACCUCGAGGUCUACAACUUCCUGUCCAGUGCUGGAGCAAAGUAUGGCGUUGGUUUCUGGAAGCCAGGCUCUGGAAUCAUCCAUCAGGUAUUCUUACCUCCAAAUGUGAGAAGUUAAAGCUGCUGUAAUUUCAACAAGCUAACACUCUCAUUUUGUCCACAAACAGAUCAUCUUGGAGAACUACGCCUACCCAGGAGUGAUGCUGAUCGGCACAGACUCUCACACUCCUAACGGUGGAGGCCUUGGUGCAAUCUGCAUCGGAGUUGGAGGAGCAGACGCUGUAGACGUCAUGGCAGGAAUCCCCUGGGAGCUCAAAUGCCCCAAGGUUAGCAAACGAAGACUUUCUCUUGUCUGUUUUUCUUUUUUUUCUCCAUCCCUUCACCUACAUUAACCCUUCGCUCUCUCCUCAGGUGAUUGGUGUGAAGCUGACAGGCACCCUCUCAGGCUGGACGUCUCCUAAAGACGUCAUUCUGAAGGUGGCUGGUAUCCUGACAGUGAAGGGCGGCACUGGAGCCAUUGUAGAAUACCACGGACCAGGAGUGGACUCGAUUUCCUGCACUGGUGAGCUGAAGCAGUUCUUUUGAACACAUAUUUUUCCAGCUGCUCAGCACAGAAGUGAUAAUUAUAAUAAUGUGUGUGAUUUGAUUUGUGCAGGAAUGGCCACCAUUUGCAACAUGGGAGCAGAAAUUGGAGCCACCACUUCAGUGUUCCCGUACAACCAUCGUAUGAGGACUUACUUGGAGAAGACCGGACGUGGAGGUUUGUUUUAAGCUCUUGUCCUUAAAAAUGUUUAACACUCAAUGUUUUUAUCACAACAGUUUGAGAUACAGAGACAAUAGACUCUAAAAGGGUGUUUUGAGAGAGUGAUCUUCCAUCUAAGCUUCUUGUUCAUUCUAAACAAAUAUCCGCUCUAUGAAGCUAAAACUAUAAAAUCUAUAUAAAAAAGAGUUCAAUCACAGAGAGCUUUACCUGUGUCAGCAGAUCGGUCUGAAUUGUUUCAUAUAAUUUGUGAAUGAAUGGAUUUUUCUAUGUAUGCUCAUUUUUUAUGAUUUAUUCAUGCUGUUAGAGAAAGUUUUCACUUCCUUUAAAAUGUUAUAAAAUUUGUUCCUCUCCAGACAUCGCUGUCCUGGCUGACGAGUACUCCCACCUGUUGGUACCAGAUGAAGGCUGCCAGUACGACCAAGUUAUUGAGAUCAAUCUGGACGAGGUGUGUGUGGUUUUAAAAUGGUCUUUUGGGGAGUUUGACAGUUUAGUAGAAGUGGAAAUCAAACGAAGGAAUCUCUUUGAUGAUCAGUGAGAUGUAGUUUAGGAACAAAAUUGAAACAUCUAUCAGGCAUGAAUGCAUGAAGAUGACUAACUGAUUAAAUGCCAUCAACCUCGAUAAUAACUGGUUGAAUUAAUCAUUUACUUUAUUAACUAUCCUGGUGUUUCGAUUAAACGAGUGAGCUUUUCAACUGGAGAAUUGCUCCAUGGUUGUCAUGACUACAAUAGCUCCUGAAAAGUUUCCAUUUCGAUGUUAAGAUUCACUCACCAGUUAUGUCUCUAAUAAAUAACAAAACAAAGAGUCCUCCAUGGAGACCUUUCCUGAUAACCAUGAGAAUCAUUAACACAUUAGCUUCAAAGUCACCGCUUCACAGGGUCACCUCUUCAACCGAAACAUCUAUUGGCAGCCUCAAAUUAUAGAGAGCUGUGAUUGUUUUAUAAGUAAAGAGUACAUUUUACUGAUGACUGAUGAUGCACAUUUUAGUGUUCAAUAUUUGAUUGUGCACCUUUUAAAAAGAUGAGCUCAUUUUUAUCUGUUUUCUGAGAGUUUUCUUGCCUCUCGACUGAACGGCUCGUGUACAAAGUUUAAAUUAGUUGCUUGGACAUAUCCUUUCUGUUUACAUAAAAAUCAGAUCGCUGCCGGAUCAUACAUUAUUUUUUAUAACUAACAAGGGACCAGACUUUUAAUAUACAGUAGUUAUUUAUUAUAAUAUUUAAUUUUUCCUCAAAUUAAUCACAGAUUUUAAGACUCAGGUCUAAACAGUAUAAAUGUGACUCUUUUGAAAGUGACCUCUAUAUCCCAAGAUCAAAACCUCUCAGACUUGUGUGCAUCUCUAAAUACACAGUGAAGCAUGUCAUACAAGUACUUCAGAUGUGUGCACCUGAGGGAGGUUUACUCCUAGUUUGCGUUUCUGAUUGUGGUUCAUUAAAGAGUAACUGAGUUCCUUGUUUCUUUCUCCAGUUGAAGCCCCACAUUAACGGACCCUUCACCCCUGACCUCGCCCAUCCAGUGGCUGAUGUCGGCUCUACUGCGGAAAAGAACGGGUGGCCACUUGAAGUCAAAGUUGGUAAGAGCUGACCAUGAGUGAAUUCUGCCCAACUGUAGAUGUUUUUCUGUUUCUCACCACAUUUAAAAUGUGCCAUCUUUGCACCAAGACACUUCCUGAGGUAUUAUUGGUCUCUUUUCCCCUUUUAGGGCUGAUUGGCAGCUGUACCAACUCCAGCUAUGAGGACAUGGGCCGUGCUGCCUCUGUGGCCAAGCAGGCUCUGGAUAAAGGCCUGAAGUGCAAAGCUCAGUUCACAGUCACCCCCGGCUCUGAGCAGAUCCGUGCUACCAUCGAAAGAGACGGUUAUGUGAGUGUGAAAGGAGUGAAAGGAAGCUGUGAUUUAAGUCGUCAGGGUUUAUGAGAUGAAAACUACAACAUGCUUUUGUCUUCCUGUAGUCAAAGAUCCUUGGUGAUGUAGGAGGUGUGGUCCUGGCCAACGCAUGUGGACCCUGUAUUGGACAGUGGGACAGGUAAGUUGUUGUAGUUUAGAGCGUCAGAUUUGAUCAGUCCUCCUGAGGCGCUCUGAGUAUAUGCAUCAUUUUUGUCUUUUUUGUUCAGGCGGGAUGUGAAGAAGGGAGAGAAGAACACAAUCGUCACGUCCUUCAACAGGAACUUCACAGCCAGGAAUGAUGCUAACCCUGCGACACACGCCUUUGUGACCUCUCCUGAGGUAAACUCACACUUAAAUGAAUAACACUGAAUGUAAACACAAACUCACAGCUCAAGCUAACUCCCUCCACCUCUUCUGAUUCAGAUUGUCACUGCCCUCGCAAUCGCCGGCACAUUGAACUUCAACCCAGAGACCGAUUACCUCACAGCGUCCAAUGGUGAGAAAUUUAAACUGGACCCCCCCAACGGAGACGAACUGCCCGCCAGAGACUUUGACCCAGGUCAGGACACCUACCAGCACCCACCUCCUGAUGGCCAGACCCUGAGGGUGGACGUAAGCCCCCAGAGUAACCGCCUCCAGCUCCUGGAGCCUUUUGACAAAUGGAGCGGGGGCGAUCUUGAGGGCAUGAAGGUCCUCAUUAAGGUGGGAAAGUCAAAUACUAUCAGUCUGUUUCAUGUCCUUCUUACUCUAGCAGCGUUGAGAGAUUUAACUCUUUCUUUUUUGUGUCUACAGGUGAAGGGCAAAUGCACUACAGACCACAUCAGCGCAGCUGGACCUUGGUUGAAGUUCCGCGGCCAUCUGGACAACAUCUCCAACAACAUGCUGAUCGGCGCCGUGAACAGCGAGAAUGACGCCAUCAACAAGAUUAAGAACUACCUGACAGGAGAGUACGGAGGAGUCCCUGAUGUGGCUCGUCACUACAAGGUGAGGACUGUAGAGAGCCUGGGCUCUUCACCAGCACCAGUGUAGUUUUCUCUGUUAGUCCUUUAACAUCGACAAGAUCUAAAAUAUUGACCUGCAGACUUGGAGUGAGUUUCCCUUAAUCCUUAUCUUCAACUCAAACUGCAUUCUCUGUCUUGCAGUUUUUUUCUAAUUAUAUUAUAUUAUAUUAUCGAUAUUAGUAACUUUGCUUUUUUAUCACUUUAUAAACCAAAAUUUUAAACCAAAGGCCUCACAUAUUCAGCUCAAUUUUCUAAUUAAACACCAGACAGAAAAUAACAGCCGUACCUGUUUACAGUUCUCUUACUCUUAACCUUUCUGUUUGUUUUAUCUUAGAUAAUGUAUUUUUUGCACUAUAAAGCGCACUUAAAAUCCUUUUGACUUGUCGGAGCACUGCAGCUACCGUAGCCUCGCAGAGUUAUUGAAUGAGUUAAAUAAAGUUUGAAUUAUCUGACAGUUUUGUUUGGCUUAAUGCGCUGUAUAAUCCAGUGUGCCUUAUGUAUGAAAAUAGAUGCGAAUAAACGCAUUCAUUGAUGGUGCGCCUUAUAAUCAGGUAUGCCUUAUAGUGCGAAAAAUACGGUAGAUAGAUAGAAUUUUAUUGUCACUGUAAAAAGCACAACGAAAUUAUUCAACAAGUUCUUUAACACCACUGAAUCCCAUACUGUCUUUUGGUUUGUGGUUUCUUUGUGUCUGUUUUCUUCAAUUCGCUUAAUGUCUCUUUCACCUGAGCUCCUCCUGCUCUGAUUUUCCACUUCUCAGUCAUUAACAACAUUAGGGCUAGCAACAUUAAAAGAUGUCCUCUGGGUUGUCUACGGAUGCUGAGUCAUGUUAUUAUAGCAGGAAGAGAAGAAGUAAUCACCAGGAAACUUAAUGUGCAUUCAUUCUUGUCUGCAGAUGGAUCUGAUAUGUGAGGUGUAUGGGCAGCUGUACCGAGCACUUCUUUUGUUAUUCAAGAUGUUUUGACCAAUUAGAAUCACAUAUUUCCCACAGCAGAUGUUUAGUAAGAGAGCCGGGGGAUAACUGUAAUAAACGAACCAUUGGACAGAUGCUCCUAUCAACAAAACGUUAGUCUGCAACAGCCUGAUGCAACAUUGCUUUGAGCUGAUACUGUGAACACAACUCAUGAAAACCUGAAGCUCAUCUUUACUCUCUUUCAUUACUCAUAUGUCAGGUUAAUCACUCUCUUUAUUCUGUUUCAUGAAGGCUAACGGUGUGUCCUGGGUCGUGGUCGGGGAUGAUAACUACGGUGAGGGCUCAAGCAGAGAGCACGCCGCCCUGGAGCCCAGACAUCUCGGAGGAAGAGCCAUCAUUGUCAAGAGCUUUGCCAGGAUUCACGGUACGGACUUUUUCUGUGAAGCCUGUUUGGAGCCUGCACAUUUUUUUGCAAAUUGUUUGCUCAUUUGUUACUUUUUUUUUUUCAGAGACUAACCUGAAGAAGCAAGGACUGCUGCCACUGACCUUCACCAACCCGUCAGACUACGACAAGAUCCGCCCCGAUGACCACAUCUCCAUCAAAGGACUCAAAACCUUCGCUCCAGGAAAAGUAAGAGGGCACUGCAGGUCAAAGAAACAGCUUCACUAAGUUUGUUUUCACCCACCUGCUCUGUUACGAUAACUGCCACUUCUUAUUUGUUUUCUGCAGUCUCUUAGCGCACUGGUGAAGCACAGUGACGGCAGCGAGGAGACCCUGGAACUGAACCACAGCUUCAACGAGACACAGAUCGAAUGGUUCAAGGCGGGCUCUGCCCUCAACAGGAUGAAGGAGCUUCAACACUGAGGGAGAGAAAAGAAGAGGGAGUGUAUUUUCAGAAGAAAACGGGGUGUUAGGAUUGUGCGGGAUAGCAAAGGGAGAAAGCAUAUUUAGUGCUGUGAACGAUUGCUCCAUCAUCUGCAUCUGCUCACAGUUUAGACUGAAGAGACGUGUCCAAACAUCUUAAAGGGUGACUUAAGACUGAGGCUCAUGUUGAUGAUGGAGCAAUGCUGGCUGGUCUGUGGUCAGAUAUUUCUAAAAAAACCUUCUUUUGUCAGUGCAUAGCAUCCUGGAAGGUACUAAACGCUGCUAUGUUUAAAUCCCAAACAGUUACAGAUGAUUAGAAAUCCGUCUAGAGUUCAAACAAAGGGGAGACACACACAGAAUCACGCACAGGCCAACAGGUACUAUCUCACACAAUCAGCUUUGACCCAAGCUAUGACAUAAUUCAACACCAGCUGAUGUGAGUGUGUUUUUUUUGUAGCUUUUCAGUGCGUCCUGAACCAUAGCUUCACACUGGUCCCACUCGCUGUGAUAUUUUAGUUAUGUGUUGCUCGCUGCAUGGCAAUAACCAGCUGUAGUCAACCAGUGUCAUUCAACCUGCUCCUGCUUUAUAACACUCCAGCCUGAGAAGGUGAGGCCAGUGUUGGUUGCACCUCUGGGUCCACUCUGUAGUUGGAAUCAUCACAUGCAUCCAAGAGGAAUUUGUAGUGGGAUUUAUUGGGAUAAUCCUGUCUGCCCUGUGCUGGGAGGAGAAAUUUAAGUACAGAUUUGAGCGCGAAUUUUCUUUAAUUGUACUCUUUGAAAACAGAAUUUUAAUGACAGAUGUUUAUUACAAACGGUUAAAAGGAAUUCUGGGAAAUGUAGGAAGCCGUGGGCAGUUUCAGAACAAGUGGAUUCAAAGCUAGAGCUGGACAUAAUAGAUAUCCAUAAAUUAGGGAGAGCGUUAAGAAGUCAGGUUUUGUAUCAUCUGUUAGAAAAGUGUCUUUAUUCAUGGGUUCAAACUUUCAGUGUUUUGGAAAGUUUCAUAGAACCAUUACAGCCAUUUGCUCUUAUACAGAAAUAACACAUUGUUUUAAUACUGUGUGGAAAUGCAGUAUUCACACCUCUCCUUCCUGAACUCCAUCACCUCCAUUUUAGACUUCCCCUCCUAACAAUCCUAACUCCCCCUACCAAGGUCAAAACAUUAAGUUGUUUUCCGUCUAUUUAUUUAUACUUUAUUUCUGUAAAAUUUCACUUCUUGCAUGGAUUUGUUGAGCCCCAUUUUCUUCUUGAACAGGGUAAGCUUUGACUUAUGUCCACCCUCCCAUAUUUUCAGUGCCCAUUUUCAACAAGUGACUUUUACCCAAACAGAGAGAAACUGGAACAGCAGGAUCACAGAAACGUGAUGGUUCACUCAGAUUUGCUAAAACCUAAUGAUGUGGCAACUCGUGAGAAACCUGGUUUGUAAGUCCCAGUUGUUGGCUGCUUUUGGUCCCCACUCCAAAACCUCACUUUGAGGCUUUUAAACAUCAGAUUAUGAAUGAAAUAUUUUGUGUCCUCUUCUUGACAAACAUAAUGCAGCUGUGGAGAUAAAAAUAAUCACAUCUGUGAGCGCAUACCACUCUCUAUCUCUAAGCCUCAGUAUGUAAAGUGUCUGACUCUAUGUACAUUUAAAUGUUAAUGUUUUUUUCUCCCAGAUGAUUUUUUCUGAGUUACAGAAAUGCCAAUGGGUUGUAAAAUAAAAAAGAAAUCACAAAUCUCAUAUAUUUACACUGCCUCCAGUGAUGUGACUAAACUGUGUAUAAGGUUGCGGUGUAUUUGUAUAGAUGCUCACUGAUCUAUCACCUGUUCAAACUGAAUGAAUACAGUAUGUAUAAUGUAAACCUUAAAAUGAACAAAGCAUAAGCAUUAAAGUCUGGACAGGAUUACCAUGUACG
Molecule: messenger RNA, 10999 nt
Organism: Xyrichtys novacula (pearly razorfish)
Lineage: Eukaryota; Metazoa; Chordata; Actinopteri; Labriformes; Labridae
Source: the annotation of a GenBank genome assembly